GCAGUAGCCUCCAGACGACCGCCAUAUUAAAACUCUGCUUGAGUCGUAAACAAGACGUUGCUGCUAACUGAAGGUCAUCACCUUGCUUGUUGCAAGGUUUAUGUUAACAAACAGCACAGCUAACAGUUGGGUCAAUGCCGAAUGCAGAAUAUCAGAGACGUUGGAAGCGAAUCACAGCUAAAGUAAAGAAAAUUAUGGAGUCGAUAGACAGCGAUGACAGCACCAGUGAUGGAAAUGAACAAAAACAUGAAUGUGAUGAAAGUUGUGAUUCAUCAUGCGAACUAGAUGCUGCUUUAUCCUCUGAGCCAGAUGAAGAUGAUGAAAAUCUUCUAUAUUAUGGAAGUAGUCCUUCAGACAAGUCAUAUGAAAGUGAUACAGAAACACAAAAUGGAGAAAUAACAGCCAGACUCAGUGAGGAGCUCACUGCACAGACUUGCAAGAACAAUUCCCCCCAUUCAUCAACAAAUGAAAUGCUGAAAAUAUUAAGACAGCAUGGAUUUUGCCUUCCUGAGGAUAGUGGUGCUCAGCUACAGUCACCCAGCACUGUUAUCACUGCUGAGAAUGGACAAGCGUUGGCUGAUGACCAGUGUGAAAUAUCCCCGUUGAGAAAACAGCUUGAUAAUGGUACCUCGGAGUUCUGUCUACACACAAAGGUAAAAUCCUCGCCUGUUUUACCUAAUCCUCCAACACAAACAGUCACUCCUGCUAUUGACUCCUAUCCCAGCCCCUCUAAACAUCUACCUCAAGCUGAGACAAUUGAUGACAUUGUAAGCUACCUAGAAGCCACAAACCCUGUAACUCCAUCAUCUGGCCAGCGGCAGCAAACUGAUUCCUCCUCUUCAGUCACCAUGGAUGAUGUGGAAUUGACAAAGCAACUUAUGAAACAAACUGCACGUCAUGUAUCUUGUGACAUCUUAAGUGAGAGGCCGUCAAAUGCUACCGAGAGGCAGAAGGCAGUUGUAGUACCAAUGCCGGUGACUCCGGGGGUAAAGCGUUCACAUGACAGAGAGUCUACCAGUUCUACUGGAUGUGCAACCCCAAGUAGGAAGGAUUCAAGUGGUAAACGUGCUAAGUUAUCUGACAAAGCUAAUGGAUCUAGACAACUAAACAGGCCAUUAUCAGAAACCUUCAGUACUCCUGUUUGUAAAACAGAAAAUCGUCCAUUCAAAAGAAGCCGUGAUAAGAGAGAGAAGUCGGUCUCUCACAAUUCAAGGGCAUCUCAUCCACCAGAGCACUGCAGAAAACUAAUUGAUAAGCCAACUAAUACAAAAUCUUCGGUCGUUAAACGUUUAUCUGGCGAACGCCUAUCGUCAUUUGAGAGGAAACGCAAGAGAUUGAGUAGCAGAGCGACACCCAUUGUGGAGAACAUGACAAUAGAAGACCAAAUUAAGAAAAUACAACGUGUCCAACAUAAGAUGCUCUAUAUGCUUGUUGAAAUACAAGAUAUGUUGAAGUCAUCAGGAAAUCAUUUGGAAAAAGAUUCAUUGGAAGAUUGCAGAAUUACUCAAGCAACAACUCCUAGCGAACUUGCCGCACUCGAGGAAGACUUGAAAGAUCUAACAAAACGUCAGAUUCUGACCGACAAGAUAGUGAAAAUUGGAGGCAAGAACGCUAAAGAUCACACGAAAAAGGCUCUACGCAGGUAUUAAUUUUCAAGUUUAUUCUGUACACUUUGGCAAAUUUUUCAUGUACUUUGGUGAAUCUUACAUAGAGUAUCCGGUACGCAUUAACUGUAGGCGACUAUUGUAUUUGUUGUGACAACCUUGCAAUCGCUAGGCCAACAGUUAAAUUUUCCCUUCACAGAUUUCACUGCUGCUGUUAUGCAGCAUAUAGUCUGAGCUAGUCACAGUCACACCCAGUCUGCAGCAGUCAUGGUUAAGUCA
Molecule: messenger RNA, 1883 nt
Organism: Procambarus clarkii (red swamp crayfish)
Lineage: Eukaryota; Metazoa; Arthropoda; Malacostraca; Decapoda; Cambaridae
Source: RefSeq, a predicted model, not a curated record